AUGACGCUUCAGACCUGGCUCGGCAAUCUCUCCUACGUAGGGGACGAGUGCAAGAAAAUGGGAAAUCAAGGUGUAUUCUGCCUUAGGUACCGGCGCCACGACGACCCGAGCGGCGAGUACGACAGGUACGCCGUGUGGUCGACGCAUGGCAAAUCAAUCAAGCAGGUGACAAUUAACCCGCCCCGGUGCAUGAGGUUCAUUGGCAUGACGGGAAACAGUGUACCCAGCAACCAGUUGCACUAUUGCCCAAACGGCAAAUCCACAAUCAGCAUGCCCGUGACUUCAUCCCCGGUGUACCUCGUCCCGGAGGACGACAUGCCAGAGGAGGACAUCCCCACGACAACGACCACAGAAGCGUUGCCCACGACCACGGUGGUGACCACGGCGUCGCCCACGGUGGCGCCCACUGCGGCGCCAGGCACAGCGGCGCCCACGCAGGCGCCCACGGCCGCACCGCCUACGGAGGGGCCCACUGCGAUGCCGACAGCAAUGCCCACUGCGAUGCCGGCGCCCACGCAGGCGCCGACCCCGACGCCGACCCUGCCGCCCACGAAGAUGGCGGUCAUUCGGUUCUUGAAGUCGAGCGCGGCCACCGACCUGCGCGCCGACCGCGUGGCCUGGCUGCAGACCAUGGGCAGUCGCAGGUGGUCGGCGGCGACGCCGGGAGGAGACACGCCCGACCUGGUGCCAGGCGCCAGCUCGGCGAUGGCGCGGCCUGCGUGCGCGGAGGACAGCGCGUGGCCUCCCGCCUGGGAGCCGCUGCUCCGAGGCGGAG
This is a messenger RNA of Prorocentrum cordatum, 775 nucleotides long. The record is from the annotation of a GenBank genome assembly. NCBI's taxonomy places the organism in Eukaryota, Dinophyceae, Prorocentrales, Prorocentraceae.